Halichondria panicea is the source of this 2303-nucleotide messenger RNA. RefSeq lists its product as uncharacterized. Gene Ontology annotation, molecular function: acetylgalactosaminyltransferase activity. The transcript is spliced from 17 exons. The record is from RefSeq and is a predicted model, not a curated record. Bases 90 to 2189 code for a protein of 699 amino acids. Lineage: Eukaryota; Metazoa; Porifera; Demospongiae; Suberitida; Halichondriidae. Gene Ontology annotation, cellular component: Golgi cisterna membrane.
ACAUGACGAUCUUUACCUAAUCUGAAUCUGAACGCAAAUAACAUUGUAUGUUGUAGCAGCUGGCUAUAAGCUCAAGCUAGCCACACAAGAUGAGCAAUAGGUUUAACGCCCGGACCUUUGGACUGAUAGCAGUGUCGAUCAUCAUAUUCUCAAGCAUAUUCUUCACCAUCAAAAAUAGCAGAGGACCCCCUGCAGUGCUGGUGCCCAUGAACACAGAUGUUGGGCUCGAGAGACAUCUCCCCAAGAUACACAUUAACCCAAUACUGAAUGUAGCCCCACCCCCUUUUGUCCCCAGCAUCAAAGAAGAGCCCCCUAAUAGAAUUGUGGGGUCAGUCCCUGUAAUUAACAAGCCGUUCGAAAGCGGUAGCCGUGACGACUCGGCUUUAGGUGAGUCGAAUGUUGAAGGCAGUAACGAUGAUUUGGAGAUCCCUGUACCGGACCAUGUGGAUAGCAAGGACUUGUCAUUGCAGUUGCAGGAGCAAAAGAUGGUUGGCCGAGUGAACUAUGACCUCUGGUGGAACGUAGUUGGCUACUAUGUAGACGACCUGCGGAUAUACAAAUACUUCCCUAAUCAUCCAGACGAGAGGAAGACUCUUGAACAGCUCCAUAUUGAUUUCCAUGACGACUCCCCAGACUCUGCCACAGGACGAUACAGUCACAAGGUGUAUGGCUACUUCCUCCCUCCUAAACCAGGUGUGUACCGGUUCAAGUUUAUAAUGGACAAGCUAACAGCUGCAGCAACGGUUGAGCUGUGGAUUAGUCUCGGCCCCAGUCCACUGGACACACGGAAGUGCCUGUUGCUUGAGUAUGAUGACCUGACUAGACCAACAGAAAGGAAGGCAACAACUCUCAACAAGGAAGCUGAGUACAAGUUCACAGGGACUGUUCACUAUUUCGAGUACUUCAUGAAGGCGUACGAAGGAAUGGCCAUCGUUGACCUCUUGUGGAAACCUCCUGGCCACAAAGAGUUUGUUCCAAUACCCAGUGCCAACAUGGCGAUGGCUGUACAAGUGACUAGCGAGGGUAAAGUGAUGAAGGGAGAGGUUGCUAGGAUACUACAAGACCCCCUGCAGAGCAGUCACCUACAGACCCACCACAGAGCUUACUACGUCGGAAAUAUCAUCUACCCCAUUUCUGACUUUGAGGUGCUACCGCAGUGUGAGUUCAGUGCACAGUAUGCAUACCCUCACCGGGUGAAGGCAUACACAGGGGUCAGCCAGGUUCAAGGGUCAAUGGUCUACCCGAAGGACGACACUUGGUUCAAGAACUGGCACGCUGACGACAAGGGCAACCCAGUCAUUGAACAGGGGAAAGUGGAUCAGGUGGUGCGACUAUACAGGGAAGCCCUCAACAAGAGCGCACACAAGGGGCAGGUCUCACAGCUCGUCAACAUGGAGGAGACAGUCAACAAGAAAGAUGGCAGCAGGUUCCUACUAGAGCUGGUCAUAGAGCUGAGUAAUCGUCGGGAGCUCAUCAACACCUCAGAAUAUGUGUACCUUCAAGCUGGCAGUGAUAAAUUGUGUCAUACUUCUAAUUUCCAGUGGCGAGGGGGCGUGAAGGUGUACCUCGUAGUGGCAGUGAAGAAUCUCAGCUACUGGAUCAACCAUCUCAUGCAAAAUAUGGAAGAAAUCUUCGCUGCAACAAAAGAUGACCAGUUCUACCUGAUAGUGACGGACUACGGCAGCGAGGACGCCAACGUGGAGGACCUCAUGUCCAAGAGCUCCUUUAAAAAUUGGCAUGUGAUCAGUUUGACGGGCAGUUUCUCCCGGAGUGGUGGACUGCAGGCUGCCAUAGACUACGUUACAGACCCUGAUAGCAUUGUGAUGACCAUUGACAUGCACCUGACCCUACCUACUGGGUUCAUCGAGGCCAUCAGACGACACACUAUUCAGGGAAAGAUGGGGUACACUCCGUACUUCUUCAGAUUGAACAAGGGCUUCACGGAGAUAAACUACAAUGGAUUCUGGGAGACGCUUACCUACGGCAUGUUUGGCAUGUUCAAGAGCGACUGGACUGUGUUCGGAGGGUUCAACCUCCGCAAGUACAAGGACAAGUGGGGCGGAGAGGACUGGGACAUCCUGGACAGGUCACUGGCGAAGGGUUAUGAAGUGUUUCGGGCCCGAGUCCCGGGCCUAGUGCACUACCAUCACACCAAGGCAGGGAUGUGGGGAGGCAAGGCACAUGACUGAUCUAUAAGACUAUUGCCGUUUUCAAUCUCUCAGUUCACAUAAUUAAUUGUACACUGUCAUCAUAAUAAGUUUUUUUUGUAUUAUUACAGAUCAAACAUAAUUAUUGUACAUGUA